Drepanopeziza brunnea f. sp. 'multigermtubi' MB_m1 is the source of this 1041-nucleotide messenger RNA. RefSeq lists its product as uncharacterized. Lineage: Eukaryota; Fungi; Ascomycota; Leotiomycetes; Helotiales; Drepanopezizaceae. Gene Ontology annotation, molecular function: oxidoreductase activity, acting on the CH-CH group of donors. The record is from RefSeq and is a predicted model, not a curated record. Gene Ontology annotation, cellular component: membrane. Gene Ontology annotation, biological process: lipid metabolic process.
AUGGCCCUCCACGUACUUGAUAAUUACUACCUCGCCAUCACCCUUCUGAUCACAGUCGGCUAUCAACUCUUCUUCUUUGCCAUAGCCUUCUCCCUCAAGUUCGACAAGCUAACAGAUUUCGCGGGAGGAACCAACUUCGUAAUCCUAGCCAUCAUCACCUUGAUCUUCUCCGGUCACCAUGACACCCUCAACGCUCGCCAAAUCGUAUGCAGCAUCUUCAUCAUGCUCUGGGGCGCCCGCCUCUCUGGCUUCCUCCUCUUCCGCAUCCUCAAGACUGGCAAAGAUGAUCGGUUUGACGAUAAACGAGAUAAAUUCUUUCCCUUUCUCGGAUUCUGGAUCUUCCAGAUGCUGUGGGUCUGGACUGUCUCCCUGCCCGUCACCAUCCUCAACUCCCCCAAUGUGAAGGCAUACGCGCAGCCGAGUUUUGGCACAGGCAGAGAUAUUGCUGGUGUGAUUUUGUUCGGCAUUGGACUGAUCAUGGAGAGCGUUUCUGAUGUGCAAAAAUACUUGUUCAAGGCGAGACAGAGCGACAAGAGUGCUAUUUGCGACAAGGGGUUCUUCAAUUGGACGAGACAUCCGAAUUACUUUGGGGAGAUUAUCAUCCAGUUUGGAAUCUUCAUGAUCGCCGUCUCACCCGCAGCCAACGGCUAUGUUCACGGCGGCGCUUACAAAGCUCUCUACGCCUCCAUCCUCGGGCCUUUCUUCCUCACCAUCCUUCUCAUGUUCGUAUCGGGCCUGACGUUGCAAGAACGUCCCGGCGCCAAGAAACGCUACGAGAAAGACAACCACUGGGACGAGUACUCGCGGUACUUGAACCGCACGAGUAUCCUUAUUCCGUUUCCGCCGAUGCUGUAUGAGAAGCUACCUACGAUCAUCAAGCGAACGGUGCUUUUGGAGUUUCCCAUCUACGUGUUUGAUCCGAAAAAGCAUUCGGAUAUGAGUAAAGGGCAAGCGACAGCGGAAGAGGGAGCGAACAAGAAGAGCACGGAUCAGAGACAGAGUGGCGAUCAACUCGUCGGCGAGAGUUCGCGGAGAGAGUAA